Messenger RNA from Danaus chrysippus (African queen), 1125 nucleotides. The record is from the annotation of a GenBank genome assembly. Lineage: Eukaryota; Metazoa; Arthropoda; Insecta; Lepidoptera; Nymphalidae.
AUGGAUGUGAAAACUCUACCUUCAUCGAUUUUUAACUUUUCCGCUAAGUUCUGUAAUGAACUAGACAAAAGUAAGAGCGUUGUGUCAUCUCCACUUUCAGCUGAAUUUUUAUUGGCCAUUCUUACUUUGGGAUCUGAGGAUCCAGCACAUUCUGAACUACUUACAUCACUGGGUAUUUCUGCUGAUGAUCAGAUUCGCUCAUCAUUCAAAUCAUUGUCACAAAACCUUCUCUCCAUCAAAGGUGUUACACUCAAAGUAGCUAACAAGGUGUACAUUAAGGAUGGUGACUAUGAUCUCAAUGAGGAUCUUAAGAAGGAUGCAGUCUCAGUAUUCAAUGCUGCCUUUGAAAAAGUUAAUUUUUCACAAAGCAAAGCUGCUGCCGACCUUAUCAACAAAUGGGUUGAAAACCAAACAAAUAGCAAGAUUAAAGACCUAAUCUCAGCCGACAGUCUCAAUGAUGACACCCGUCUUGUUCUUGUGAAUGCAAUUUACUUUAAGGGUACAUGGAAGAAACAGUUUGAUCCCGCAAAUACAAUGGAUCAACCUUUCUUCAUCACAUCCUCGGAGACGGUAGAUGUUCCUAUGAUGUACAAAGAAGAUAACUAUUAUUAUGGUGAAAGUCGGGCUUUGAAUGCUCAGCUUCUACGUUUAGGUUACGUGGGUAAGGAGGCGAGUAUGUUGAUAGUGUUACCAAAUGAAGUGGAGGGUCUGAACGGUGUUCUCAGCAAGUUGGCUGAGGGUCACGACUUAUUGAAGGAGUUGGACGAUAUGCACAACAUUAAGGUCCAAGUGACUAUACCUAAGUUCAAGAUCGAAACAGAAAUCGACUUAGCCGAAUUACUGCCUAAGCUGGGCAUCAAAUCCAUCUUCAAUCAAAGUGACAAUGGAUUGACGAAGAUAUUGAACAAGCCAGAGGGUCUGUUCGUGUCGAAGGCUGUACAGAAGGCUUUCAUCGAAGUCAACGAGGAGGGUGCUGAGGCGGCCGCCGCUUCUGGCAUGGUGAUGAUGAUGCGGUGCGCGCCGAUGCCUCCGGUCCGCUUCGACGCCAACAAACCGUUCUUGUUCGUGUUGAUGGACUCCGGCACCCCAAUAUUCUACGGCACACAUCGCAAACGCAGCCUCUAA